GUUGUUGACGGUAGUUCGUCUCCGAACACGUGCGCGGAUGGUCUUCCUCCCCGAUGGGUCAGCUCGUUGUACACGCACACCGCCGUAUUUAAUUUUCACUGACGCAAAUUAAUUUUCCCGCGACCAUGCAUAGCGGUUUUCCGGCGGUUGCCACCGUCACUUUAUCCGUUUUGGCUGUAAUUCAGCUGAUGGCCGUCGUAGGUUCAAACUUACCGAUUCCGAAGACGGAUUCGACGAAAAUGGAUCCUAAAUUCAACGGAACGUUACAAAACGUAACAGCCACGGUUGGCAGAAGGGCCACUUUAUCAUGCACCAUUGAAAACCUAGGGGCGCACAAGAUCGGUUGGAUGAAAGCAGAAGAUCAAACAAUAUUAACGUUUCAUGAGCGUGUAGUGGCUUCAAACGGUCGAUUCAGCGUAAGUCAUGAGAAUUACAGAACUUGGUAUUUACAUAUAAGAGAUGUGGAAGAAACUGAUAAAGGCUGCUACAUGUGCCAAGUAAACACGAUCGAAAUGCAAAAACAAAUCAGUUGUUUAGACGUCUUAGUGCCGCCGGAUAUAAUCACCGACGAGUCAAGCCCUGACCUCACGCUGAUGGAGGCCGAUAACGCGACACUGUCGUGUCACGCCACUGGCAAUCCUGAACCCAAAAUUACGUGGAAACGCGAAAACAAUCAGCCAUUAAUGCUGCGCACCGGUUCUAGGGACUUGGUCAAGCACACUUCAUAUGUCGGUAAUGAUCUAAAACUUUGGCGGCUUGACAGAAGGCAAACCGGUGUUUACUUCUGCAUAGCCAGCAACGGUAUACCACCUGCAGUCAGCAAAAGGAUAACGUUGAGCGUUUACUUUCCGCCCGUGAUUGCGGUACCCAACCAACUACUGGGAGCACCAAUAGGCACAGACGUCACGCUCGAAUGUCACGUGGAAUCCUACCCAAAAUCAAUCAACUAUUGGGUCAGAAAUCGAACAAAAAUGUUGAUGGAUGGGCCCAAGCACAUUCUUCGAGAAACAAUAUCCGGCUACAAGGCUGCGUACUACAUUGUUAUCAAAAUGUUCGAUCAAUCAGAUGUGGGAACCUACAAUUGCAUAUCAACUAACUCCAUUGGAAACUCUGAAGGCACGCUAAGAGUGUACGAGCUUCAAGGCGACAUACCCAUCGGAAAGAGCUCAAAGAACAAAGUCGCCAGAUCAUCGGCAUGUCCAAAACACAUGCACAUAGUUACGGUGGCCGCGUUGACUGCGGUCUGGGCCAAAGCUAUCGGUUGAAUAUCUCGUUACGUCGUCAUCAAGAAAUACAAUAAACUAAACAGAUAUUUUUAAAUCGAUUAAUGUAACUUUUUUUGUAUAAAUGAAUAUCUACUCGCCAAUUUAGGUAUUCGCUCAUCAACAGACUGGAUGUCUACUGUGAUCGUAUUCGUUGUAUAUUUGCCAAUAUAAUAUUAUAAUAAUACUGUGUUUCGCGUCAUAUUAGGGAGUUAAAUGUAUGUAUUUUAAUUUCCAUUAUUAAAAUUACGAAUAUUUUUUAUGUACCUGCGUACAGGUCUAACCUGCGUUAGAGAGACAAACGACAGUCAUGGACACAAAUCGUUUGUUGACAACUAUUAUCAUUAACUAGAAAUAACGUAACGGUAUAUAAUAUCAUUAAUAUCAUAUUAAAUUGUUGUAACUGUACUCUUAUACUUAACAUAGUAUCAUCUUUUUUCGGGAAAACGUUGCGGAAAUAAUAAACUUUUCUAAGAGAAAAAUCGUUUUCAACGCCGCGCCGUCGAUUUGUUUCUUUGUUAUAACUUAUAAUACGUAUAAUAUUAUUAUAAUGUAUACACUAUUAAAAUAUUCCGAUGUUGGCCAACGGUCAAUAUUCCUACAUAACAUUUCUUGAAAACGUGACUAUAUUAUUAAAAUAUUCUAAUUUUACAAAUUGUAAAUAUUAACAAAAUUAUGGAAAUUAUUAUUCCAAGCUUUUGGAACACUGUAUUUAUGCAUGUUACGUUUAGUAAAUUAAUUUUAAUAAAACAAAUGUUUCAAAUACUUGAAAUUUUACCCAAAAUUGUUUCAGUUAUUAGUUGUUACUUCAUUGGAGA
Molecule: messenger RNA, 2080 nt
Organism: Melanaphis sacchari
Lineage: Eukaryota; Metazoa; Arthropoda; Insecta; Hemiptera; Aphididae
Product: lachesin-like
Exons: 8
Coding region: 126-1265 (379 amino acids)
Cellular component (GO): neuron projection
Source: RefSeq, a predicted model, not a curated record